AUAUAUCUUCCGAUUUGUUUCCCUCUCUUUUCCCUUUCCAUCUUUACCUUCCGCGACAUCCCCAAGCUUUUGACAGUGAUGGUGUCUAACAUCGCUAGAAAUCCUGAAAAUCCUCACCGGAAGGCUGUGGAAGCUCCCUCCGAGAUGCGAAUGCGAAAAACAUAUUUUGGAAUGUGCUUCCAGGCAAACCUACUACUCAUGCGAAGCUGAGACCUUGCUUCUCAAGCCCACCUCCGAGGAUGAGCGCGCCACUGCCAGGCUCUGGAGAACAUGUUCCCAUCAAUCCUUCAGGCCAAAACUCUUCCGCGAUUUGGCCUCCUGGAAGCUCCAUCCUUCGACUCACUCUUGAUGCUAGAUUACAGGUAUACUUCCACAAGAUGCAACACAUGGCUCCUCGUACGUGCCACCCGUCGGUAAUAAAUCAAGAGGCUCGCAUAAUUAUACAUUCUCUGUCUUCGCGCACCGAUAAGUAUCACGUUCAAAUGACAUCGAAGAGCAUCUUCCUUGCAGGAAUGGCAAAUAUUAAUUAUUCGCGUUCCGUGGCUCUGCUGGUUCACGACAUUGUAACUGAACUUCAAUGGGGUAACUGGGGUGCCAUGCGAGACUUUCAGGAAGGCGUGGAACACUUUACUACAGAGGCUAUCAAGUUCUGUUGGGCAAA
Messenger RNA from Serpula lacrymans var. lacrymans S7.9, 661 nucleotides. RefSeq lists its product as uncharacterized. The transcript is spliced from 2 exons. The record is from RefSeq and is a predicted model, not a curated record. The annotation marks the transcript as partial. NCBI's taxonomy places the organism in Eukaryota, Fungi, Basidiomycota, Agaricomycetes, Boletales, Serpulaceae.